GGGCUUUUGUUUCUGACCCCUUGCCAUGGUGACUUUGAAGGGUCCGUUGUUCUUAGGUUUCUUAUAUACAGCUCUGCUGUUCCCUGACUCAAAAAAUGUGGCUCUACCGAAUAAUGUCCAACGCGUCCUGCACUGAACACUCAUAACUGUUACCUCAUUCCGAGUCAAAUUGGCCACAAUUGUCAUGCGUAUCUACUCGCAACCCAAGCGCAGCCUUUCGACGAUAUAUCGAGGGGCAGAAAAGACGGAGAGUAUUCAAGAAUACCUUACUGCCCAUCAAGAAUUUUGGUACGACUCUGGUGACAUCGUACUGAUAUCGGAAAAUGGCAGACCCGGAGGCAGAGCAUUCAAAGUGCACCGUGAACAUCUCACCGGGUACUCGUUUCCCUUCCUCAUGGACUGGUUCAGAUAUCUUCACUCGGGAUUACGAGAAGUGAAUGGAGGUAUUCCUGUGAUAUUGCUGGAUGACUCUACCGCCGACGUUGUCUUCCUCCUUGCCUCAUUAUACUACCCGGGCUGGAAAAAUUCUAUUUUCAACCGUGGCCAACCGGUACCGGUCGACGUCAUAGAGACAAUGCUUCGUAUUUAUCGGAAGUACGGCAUCGAUAUCCUUCGUGAAGAGGCUUUCUAUCGUUUGAAAAUGUACCUGCCGAAGUCCCUCAAUGAGCUUGACGAUCUGCUCCUUGUUUAUGAUUCAAACUCGAGUCGAAGGAUAUCUGGCCUAGACAGGUUCGACCCAGUUCGUCUCGUCAACCUGGCGCGCAGAUAUGACCUUGAUCACUUGCUUGCGAUGGCAUUCUAUCUCUGCUGCCAGAUCGAUCCUAUAUUGCUCGCCUCUAGUCGCUCUCGUGAUCCCAACACAUUAUUAUCCAAUAAAGACCUCAGAAUCUGUCUCAUUGGGAGGAAGCGACUUCAGCAGAUCAAUGCAGUUGCUACGCGCUGGCUAUUCAGUAAUAUACCUCGUCGUCACUGCACCUACUAUCCUCCAUUCUCCCAUAGGAAACGACUUAAUUGGGAUUGUCAUCCCUUACGUCCGUCAACAUGGUUCGAGUCUGCAGAACUCAAUAUGUGCGCUGCGUGUCUUAAAGACGUACGCAGCAUGUUCGAUAAUAUGCGAACGCUUGUCUGGCAGGAUCUGCAUAUUGUUUUCGAUCCUAGUCCUGAACCGUGGGCUCAGAGUGUAUGGCGACGUCCAGAGGCGUCCAUGAAAAAGCUCUGACAUCACUACCGCUGUCUUAUUGGAUUCCUCACUAGUCUAAUCUCGACAUUCACUAGUGUCGACCCAUCUGUGUCUACUUUGGUACUCAACUCAUACAUCUGUGGAUUCAAUCGAACUUUGUCUCGAUUGAAUACCGAACUGGAAGGAGGAUGUCUCACCAAAACUCGUAAUCAUAAUGCGGGAACGCCAACCGAACAUUCCACAAGACACGUUCUAUACGCCUCUCCAUCGAAUACGACACAAGGAUUUUGUCGUGUACACUACGAUCCGCUUGUAACGAUUGCGAGGGUCGGAUAGUGACAUGGUGUUGCAUGUGAGCAAGAGGAGUAGAUUAUGGAUUAUGGAUCCAUAACACUAGCUAGAUAUGUGCAAGACGGAGAGUCGGCUUUGGAUAUCCAAUUCUUGUGUUUUCUGCCCUUCUGGUUCGAGUUACGUUACGGCCUGUGGAAGGUUCAGCAGCACCGACAGGACCACUCCUUUUAGAAGGAAACUGUGGACAACGUUCAACCAUAGGGCUAUCGUUCAGACCUGCAUAUCCCCCGGUGGAGAUUGAUAGGCAUGUACGUACUACGCACCAUUGUACCAGUUUGUACUGUGUAGCAUGCCAAAAGAAAUCAUAAAACAGAUACCAAUUUUGGGAUCUUAGACAGUCGGUCGGAAUCUGGAGCAGAGGAAUGGCAAGACUUCAC
Molecule: messenger RNA, 1908 nt
Organism: Somion occarium
Lineage: Eukaryota; Fungi; Basidiomycota; Agaricomycetes; Polyporales; Cerrenaceae
Source: the annotation of a GenBank genome assembly